This is a messenger RNA of Cydia pomonella (codling moth), 2130 nucleotides long. Its product is annotated as alpha-(1,3)-fucosyltransferase C-like. Bases 445 to 1686 code for a protein of 413 amino acids. NCBI's taxonomy places the organism in Eukaryota, Metazoa, Arthropoda, Insecta, Lepidoptera, Tortricidae. Gene Ontology annotation, molecular function: alpha-(1->3)-fucosyltransferase activity. The record is from RefSeq and is a predicted model, not a curated record. Gene Ontology annotation, cellular component: membrane. The transcript has 3 exons.
GAUUCAGGCCACAAGAUGGCAGACCCUCCAACGCGCACGGUGCCUAUACAUUAAAGAAAAUAUCCUUGUACUUAGUUUUAAUUUCAAUACUACCGUACCGGGUAUUUAUUGCGGAUUCUUUUCUUAGAAUUUUAUAGGUAUAGCUACACUUUAUAUUUAUUUGAAGUUGUCAUGGUUUGGACAAUAAAUAAACAUGUCAAUGCAGAAAUUGUAUUUUAUUUGGUGAAAGAUAAAAAUAAAAUAUUUAUAUUCAAUUCGAUUUCACAUGACUAGCAAUUGUAAUGAAUGAUAAAAAUUCCACUUCAGUUAAGACGUAACGAGUGUGGACAAGCUAGAUCUAUGUACCCGAGUCGCGAACGCUUUGAUAGUGGUAAAUACAAAAUUAUGAAGAUGUUUUUUAGUUAGUAGGUAACGGGAAGAAUAUAGUUUCCCGGCAAUACCGAAAUGGAAUCCUCGUCAGAACGAAAAAUCAUUUUUACAUGUAUGUUAGGAUGUUUAAUGCUGUUGCUAUUUUAUCAGGGGGAUUUUACCGGAAGUGCUUUACAGAUACAGGAUGUGCCAAGUUAUACUGACGCAACUGACGUAUUAAGUGCACAGAACGGGAUGAAAUAUAUAUUAGUAUGGACAAGCCCAAAUUCUGAAUCAAUCAAAAGUUGGGGUCAAGGACAAGGACAGUUUAUUAAACGUAAGUGUAAGGUCAACAGUUGCUACGUAACCCCAAACAGAUCGCUUUUACCGAGCACCUCACACUUCGAUGCAGUUGCAUUUCAUGGCCCUGAAAUAAUCAAAUACGUGCCAGGCCCAGCAGUACGGAGUCCUCAUCAAAAAUACGUGUUCGUCAAUGUUGAGUCAUCACAUAACUACCCGAUUUGUGACGAGAGAUAUGAUGGAUAUUUCAAUUGGACUUGGACGUACAGGUUGGAUUCUGAUGAAUCUUUCGGAUACGUAACUAUUAGAAACAUUACGGGCGACAUUAUUGGCCCGAAUAAAACUAUGAACUGGAUAAAACUGGAUUCCAUGCAACCAAUCGAUAAAGAGACAAAAAAGCUCUUGGAAAAAAAAAAUAAGACCGCUGCCUGGAUUGUUUCAAACUGCAACAGUUUAAGUAAAAGAGAAACAUUCGUAUUUAAGCUGCAACAUGAAUUAAAAAGAUACGGUUUGAGGAUCGACAUUUUCGGUGGAUGUACUAGGCCAUCAAAAAAAUGUCCAAGGUCUAGAACGAAAGGGCUAGAGUGCUUGAAGAUGGUUCAAGAGGAGUAUUAUUUUUAUCUCGCCUUUGAAAAUUCGUUUAGCGAAGACUACGUGACUCAGAAAUUGCUGACGGCGCUUCAGAAUUACGCGGUGCCGGUUGUAUUCGGAGACGCUAACUACACACGAUUCAUGCCAGAUGGAAUCUACUUGCACGCGGGUAAAAUAAAGCCGCCCGACUUAGCGAAAGAAAUGAAUGAUAUCAUAAAAGACAAAGACAAGUAUUACAGUUUCUUCAAGUGGCGUAAUCAUUAUUCUUACCAUAAAAAAGAAGAAUCGCCAGAUUCUGAUGCCCUGUGCAGAAUGUGCGAGAUGCUUCACGAUCAAACUCUUGUGAAGAAGGAAACUGUGUAUAAGGAUUUCAGAAUAUGGUGGAACAUUCUAGGUGCAUGUUCUUCGACCAGCAUGUUAAGCGUGUAUUCCAUAUUAACUUUUUGAACGCCAAGCACCCCUAAAGGUGUCGCAUGCAGGUGUUAUGGCAAACGCUGCCAAAGUAACCUUCACACUUUCGAGUAAGGUUUACAUUAGUGCGCUUGCACCCGGGAGCUUGGCGUUUGAGUGACAUUUGUGUUUAUGGCAUAAAGCGUUCAAAGGGUUAAGCUCUUCCAUAAAACGGUAGUUUUAAUAUGCAUAAACUGAUGACGAUGUAUUUAUUCAUGGAAAAUGUAUUAAAAUGUAAUUCGCUACAUGUGCAACACUAAGUGCCUAAUGUAACUUUUGAAACAAGCAGCUAUUUUUGUAAUAAAAAGGGUAAAAAAUACUUGUGCUAGCGUUAAAAGCGUUACAACCAGUUCCUACUCCAGGAAUAAACGAAUAAUAAUGAUCUAUAAAUUUAAAAUAGUAGGCAUGCAUUUAAUAUAUAUACUGAUAUUUUUGAUUAAA